AUGUCUAUAGUCACAGAAAGCACCUCGACAGAGAGAAAGAAUGAAUGCAGAGAACGCAUCAUUCAUAAUCAGAAGGUUCUAAACUGCAGUCAUCGAAACCUGCCAUAUAUUCCAAAGACACAACAAACAACUAGAAACUGUAGAUGUUGCAUAUUACAACAUGAAAACACUUUCAAUGGACUCCUUCGAGAAUUUAACAAUUUGAAAGCUUUAUUUUUAAACGACAAUUAUAUUGAAAAUAUAAAACUUUCUCAAAUUAAGCAUUUAAAAAACUUAUACCUUAAUUAUAAUAAGCUUCGUUUAUUCCCAGAUUUUUCAAUCAAUGGAAGUGAAAAAGAUUGCUACUUCCCUAACCUUGAGAUUCUCGCUGUUGUAAGUAAUGAUAUAAAAAAAAUUGCUUCUGACAAUUUUAAAUGCUUAUUGAAGUUGAAAGCACCGUCACUCGAUAAAAACCCCAUAAAAGUAUUACCAAACAACCUCUUGUCGAAAUUACCAAAUCUUGAAAUACUGCAGCUUCGAUUUUUACUCACAGAUAAUCUAACACUAAAGCCAUUCGCUUUCAAAUCAGCAUCACUCAAAAUGUUACAAUUUGAAUUUAAUAGACCUGCAACUGCCCUGUUUGACUCCUUCAAUGACGCGUUUAGAUUUGUGCCUAAUUUGGAAACUUUAAAAUUGGGUUUCAUAAGUAUGCUACUUUUAACUAACCAGCAAUUAUCUGCAUUAUUUUCACCUCUCGCUAACAUCAGUAUGUUUAAGUGUUUUGCAUGUCAGAUUUCGCAGGAUCCAAAAGUCAUCUUGAAUAGUAUGAGAAUUGUUAUCGAAGUAGAUCUUCAAUCUAAUCGAAUUACAACGUUAAGUGAUGAAACAUUUAAGAACAACAAGCAUUUGAAGUAUCUCAGUUUAAGGUAUAAUGACAUCGCACAUAUACAAGAGUCAGCCCUUCCAGUGUCACUUCUGAAUAAUUUACAUUCACUAGAUUUGAGUCAAAAUCCUUGUGUAUGUGACUGUAAUCUAGAAUGGCUAAUCAACUGGAUGAAAGCAUAGUGAGAAAAAGAGAGUUAUCACAAGAUAUCCACAGGGAUACAUAUGUUCACUUCCAACCGAAAAGUCUAACUUUCGACUGUCUGAUAUAUCCUUCACGUACAAAGAAUGUCACUCAUGGAGUCCAUGGAUAUGGGUUGCUAUCAUUGCCUCGCCUUGUGUUAUUGUCAUAGGUAUAGCCGUACUUAUACUUUAUAGAAACAGAUGGAAUAUCAAACAUUAUAUCUUUUUGUUAAGAAAUAGAAGGAAGUAUCAGCUUAUCAAUGGACAUAACUUUGUGUAUGAUGCUUUUGUUGGAUACGAAGCCGAGGAUUAGGCUUGGGUACGUCGCAGACUGCUACCUGUCCUUGAAGAAGAAGAAGGCUUAAAAUUAUGUAUUCACGAAAGGGACUUUCAACCGGGUGCUUUUAUAAAUGACAACAUUGUUACCAAUAUAGACAAAAGUGAAAAAAUCAUUCUUGUUCUAACCAAUGGAUUUGCUCGUAGUGAAUGGUGUAUGUUUGAACUGAAAGUUGCACAUUCGAAACUGAUCAAAGAUGAAACAGAGCUGGUAAUCAUUCUUUUAGAGAAAAUUGAUGGAAGAAAUAUGAAUCACUCCUUAAAAGUUUUGUUUGAUACGACAACGUAUAUAGAAUGGACAGAGGAUGUUGCUGGUCAGCAACUGUUCUGGGCAAAACUCAAAAACGUUUUGAAAAAGUAAACACAGGCGAACGAUAACUUACCUUAUAUAUAUGCUUUUAGAAAUAUUCAGCUUUAUAGAUUUCCUCGAAAAUAUCAAAUGGUAUUCAGCUUCCUAAACAAAUCACGUAUUUUUGAAAUGUUUUCAUUAGUAGUUAAACGUCUCUUUUUCAGUCGGAAUUUGUCAAAUAUCAUUAAGUGACAGAAAUUGUACUGUCAUUGAUCUUAAGAUGUUUACAGACAUUCCGGAAGCUGACUAGUAACUCUUUAAAAACACAUAUUUACAAAGCAAACAUGUAAAGUUAUUAAUUUAUAUUUCAUUGCAAUAUUACUAGAAAUGUCACAUUCCAAAGAGUGUUUGCUGUAUUGCCAUAUUCAAUUUGUCAUCGGCCAAUGUGCGUGAAAUUAGCCAGAGCAGCCAGAGUUCAGCCAGAGUUUAGCCAGAGUAGCCAGAGUUCAGCCAGAGUUUAUCCAGAGUAGCCAGAGAAGUCAGAACUCUGGUUACUCUGGCUAGCCAGAGUAGCCAGAGUUCAGCCAGAGAAGUCAGAACUCGGUUUACUCUGGCUGGCCAGAGUAGCCAGAGUUCAGCCAGAGAAGUCAUAACUCUGGUUACUCUGGCUGGCCAGAUUAGCCAGAGUUCAGUCAGAGUAGCCAUAACUCUGGUUACUCUGGCUGGCCAGAGUAGCCAAAGUUAUGCCAGAGUAGCCAGAACUCUGGUUACCUUGGCUGGCCAGAGUAGCCAGUGUUUCUAGGAUUUUAACAUGUUUUUGCUACUCUGGUAGCCAGAGUAACCAGGUCCCAUGUUCACAAAAGAUUUUCAGUCUUAGCUGAAUUUGAUUAUGAAAUCUAAUAAUUGAGCCGUGCUAUGAGAAAACAAACAUAGUGGCUUUGCGACCAGAAUGGAUCCAGACCAGCCUGCGCAACUGCGCAGUCUGGUCAGGAUCCAUGCUGGUCGCUUUUAAAGCGUAUUGGACUUGGAGAAACUGUAAGCGAACACCACGGAUCCUUACCAGCCUGUGCGGAUGUGCAGGCUGGUCUGGAUCCAUUCUGGUCUCAAACCCACUAUAUUGGUUUUCUCAUGGCGCGACACAUAUGUCAUUUCUAUCUAAAUAGCAUGUUUAAAACUGAAUUUCAUGUUAAUAACUAUUUUCAAGUGGCUAUUUAGAGUAGCCAGAGUAGCCAGAACUCUGGUCACUAUGGCUGGCCAGAGUAGCCAGAACUCUGGUUACUCUGGCUAGCCAGAGUAGCCAGAGUUCAGCCAGAGUAGCCGAGUAACCAGGAUGUCAAUUGCUCUGGCUACUUUGGCUAGCCAGAACAGCCAGAAUUUCCGAGAUGUCCAUUGGUUCUAGCUACCCUAGCUGGCUAGCCAGAAUAGCCAGAAAAAUACUGUAAUACCUAUUGCGAAAUGACCCUUUUGGUACUCUCAGGUUUGAUUUUUUAGUGUUUUAUAUGUAUCAAAUGUAUCAUCGUACCAUCGUGCAUCGCGGUUUAGUAAGUCAGAGUAACCAGAGUUAUGAGUUCUCUGGCUGAACUCUGGCUACUCUGGCCAGCCAGAGUAACCAGAGUUAUGACUUCUCUGGCUGAACUCUGGCUACUCUGGCUAGCCAGUGUAACCAGAGUUCUGACUUCCCUGGCUACCCUGGCUAAACUCUGACUGAACUCUGACUGAACUCUGGCUACUCUGGCUAAACUAUGGCUGAAAUCUGGCUACUCUGCUGCUCUGGCUAAUUUCACGCACAUCAUCGGCCAAUUGUUAAUAUUGUUUUUGUAAACUUUCUAGUUUAGUCAAGAAUGGAAUUGUAUUAUGGUCACAUUCAUGUAUUGCACAUUGAAGGUAACGGCAAAAAAAUGUAUAUAUGACAGAAUGUUUUUAUUUUAUCAAACAAGUAGAAUAUAAUAAUAAAAUCUGGAAAGUAGAUCUAUUGGAAGCACCGAGAACAAACAUUGAAAAUUGCAGACUCGGUUUGAUUGAGUCUGAUCAUGAGCAGUAAUGAAAAAUAAGUAGUAUAUGGUUUAUCAUAUAUAUAUACAGAUGAUUACUUAAUGAUUUUGACUUGGGGCGAAGGACUGUUUGUUAUAUUCUAUAAAAUGAAUGAAUUAAAGGUCUUUUCAUAUAAUAUGAAAGAUGGCAAAAAUGACAAGUGAAGAAGAAUACGCGGACAGGGGUGUAGAACUGAUCUUGCAAUAAGUCUUCACUUUGAACAGGUAACAGAGUGUUUUGAUCGUUGAACGUUGUUUAAUACGGUGUAGACGUUUUCAUUGAUGUGCUACCCUGCUUAACACAUAGAACUUCGUAUUCUUGAAUAAUCUUUGCUCUAUUUAUAUGAAAUAUUGUUUUGCCAAUAAACUGAUAUCUAUUGCUAGUUCAUGUAUGUCAUAAUAAAGACUUCAGUUAUA
Molecule: messenger RNA, 4116 nt
Organism: Mercenaria mercenaria
Lineage: Eukaryota; Metazoa; Mollusca; Bivalvia; Venerida; Veneridae
Product: carboxypeptidase N subunit 2-like
Exons: 2
Coding region: 1-1044 (347 amino acids)
Molecular function (GO): protein binding
Source: RefSeq, a predicted model, not a curated record